Molecule: messenger RNA, 774 nt
Organism: Thamnophis elegans (Western terrestrial garter snake)
Lineage: Eukaryota; Metazoa; Chordata; Lepidosauria; Squamata; Natricidae
Gene: ELF5
Product: E74 like ETS transcription factor 5
Exons: 6
Coding region: 1-774 (257 amino acids)
Biological process (GO): regulation of transcription by RNA polymerase II; cell differentiation
Cellular component (GO): nucleus
Molecular function (GO): sequence-specific DNA binding; DNA-binding transcription factor activity, RNA polymerase II-specific
Source: RefSeq, a predicted model, not a curated record
AUGAUGCUGGACUCCGUUAGCCAUAAUACCUUCCUGCCAAACACAGUGAUGUGUGAAUCCUUGACAUCAUGGUCAGAUGUAUUUGGAAUAGUGGAUGAACAGUACUCACUAUUUGAUCAUCAAACAGCUUGUGAUUCGUCCUGGACUUCUAUGCAUCCAGAAUACUGGACAAGACACAAUGUCUGUGAGUGGUUACAGUUUUGCUGUGAUCAAUACAAACUGGAUGCUAAUUGCAUUUCCUUUUCCCACUUCAACAUAAAUGGUCACCAGCUCUGUUGUAUGACCCAAGAAGAUUUUUUAAAUGCUGCUGGAAUCUGUGGUGAAUACCUCUACUUCAUUCUCCAAAACAUCAAGACUCGUGGCAUCGCCUUCUUUCAGGACAAUGACGAUACAAAGUCAUCUGAAAAAGACUAUAAUGAUAAGGCAUGUUUGAGAACAGAUGGCAUCAAGAGUCAAGAGUUUCAAGGUCACAGUAGAACAAGUCUGCAGAGUUCUCACUUGUGGGAGUUUGUACGAGAUCUUCUCUUGUCCCCUGAGGAGAAUUCCGGCAUCCUUGAAUGGGAAGACAGAGACCAAGGCAUCUUUCGUGUUAUCAAAUCUGAUGCUUUGGCAAAGAUGUGGGGACAAAGGAAAAAAAAUGACAGAAUGACCUAUGAAAAGCUAAGCAGAGCACUCCGGUAUUAUUAUAAAACUGGAAUUUUGGAACGAGUUGACAGGAGAUUAGUGUAUAAGUUUGGAAAAAAUGCACAUGGAUGGCAAGAAAGCAACUCAUGA